GCGGCAGAGGCGGCAGCGCUCGCCAUUGCCGCUGGUGGCAGGAGGCUGCGAGGAGCCGGCGCGGUCGCAGUCUCCACGGCGCAGGCCCACGGUAGCGCAGCCGCUCUGAGUAAAUCUUCAUGGAGGAACACGGAGUGACCCAAACUGAACACAUGGCUACCAUAGAAGCCCAUGCAGUUGCCCAACAAGUACAGCAGGUCCAUGUGGCCACCUACACUGAGCACAGUAUGCUGAGUGCUGAUGAAGACUCUCCUUCUUCUCCUGAGGACACCUCUUACGAUGAUUCAGACAUACUCAACUCCACAGCGGCUGAUGAGGUGACCGCUCAUCUGGCUGCUGCAGGUCCCGUGGGAAUGGCUGCUGCUGCUGCUGUGGCAACAGGAAAGAAACGGAAACGGCCUCAUGUGUUUGAGUCUAAUCCAUCUAUCCGGAAGAGACAGCAAACACGUUUGCUUCGGAAACUCCGAGCCACGUUGGAUGAAUAUACUACUCGAGUGGGACAGCAAGCUAUUGUCCUCUGUAUCUCACCCUCCAAACCCAACCCUGUCUUUAAAGUGUUUGGUGCAGCACCUUUGGAGAAUGUGGUGCGUAAGUACAAGAGCAUGAUCCUGGAAGACCUGGAGUCUGCCCUGGCAGAACACGCCCCUGCACCACAGGAGGUUAACUCAGAGCUGCCCCCUCUCACCAUCGACGGAAUUCCAGUCUCUGUGGACAAAAUGACCCAGGCCCAGCUUCGGGCAUUUAUUCCAGAGAUGCUCAAGUACUCCACAGGUCGGGGAAAACCAGGCUGGGGCAAAGAAAGCUGCAAGCCCAUCUGGUGGCCUGAAGAUAUCCCGUGGGCAAACGUCCGGAGCGACGUCCGCACAGAAGAGCAAAAGCAGAGGGUUUCAUGGACCCAGGCACUACGGACCAUAGUUAAAAACUGUUAUAAACAGCAUGGGCGGGAGGACCUUUUGUAUGCUUUUGAAGAUCAGCAAACACAAACACAGGCCACAACCACACACAGUAUAGCCCAUCUUGUACCAUCACAGACCGUAGUCCAGACCUUUAGUAACCCUGACGGCACUGUCUCACUUAUCCAGGUUGGUACAGGGGCAACAGUAGCCACAUUGGCUGAUGCUUCAGAAUUGCCAACCACAGUCACUGUUGCCCAAGUGAAUUAUUCUGCUGUGGCUGAUGGAGAGGGCUUGGGGCCCUUUCUCUGGGACAUGGUGACAUCCGGCAUAGAUAACCACACAGUGGCUCCCAACAGAUGGAAAGGGAGAGCAACAAGAGCUCAAGCAAAUACAACUAAAGCACUGAGGCUGAAGAAUAGGAAAUUCCAAAGAAAUGUUAACACCCAAGUGGAACAAAAUUGGGCCACGUUACAAGGAGGUGAGAUGACCAUCCAGACGACGCAAGCAUCAGAGGCCACCCAGGCCGUGGCGUCACUGGCAGAGGCCGCAGUGGCAGCUUCUCAGGAGAUGCAACAGGGAGCUACAGUCACCAUGGCACUCAACAGCGAAGCCGCCGCCCAUGCUGUCGCCACACUGGCCGAGGCUACCUUGCAAGGAGGGGGACAGAUCGUCUUGUCUGGGGAAACCGCAGCAGCUGUUGGAGCACUUACUGGAGUCCAAGAUGCUAAUGGACUGGUCCAGAUCCCUGUGAGCAUGUACCAGACUGUGGUAACCAGCCUCGCCCAGGGCAAUGGGCCGGUGCAGGUGGCCAUGGCCCCUGUGACCACCAGGAUAUCGGACAGCACAGUUACCAUGGACGGCCAGGCUGUGGAGGUGGUGACGCUGGAACAGUGACAUGCGGCCAUACCAUGGCGUCGUUUUCUAGUCUACUUCAAAAUUUUUUACACGUUUGCAGAGGUGCAAUCAAAUGGAAUUAAGUCUCUCGACUUUGGAAGAAAAGUUUUGUUAACCUUUUUUUUAAAAAGGAAGAAAGGCAGUGGGUUUUGGAAUUGCAUUUUUUAAAGCACCACUCUUGAUUUUCUGGGAUUGGUGGAAUGAGAUACCGUGUUGUCAGUUUCACUGUCCCGAAAAAGCCAAAUUGUGGCAGGACCUCUUUCUGCAGAAACAUGUGUGUAUACUUAUGUGUGUGUAUGUGUGAGUGUGAAUAUAUGUAUAUGUGUACAUAUGGAUAUACACAUUUACAUAUAUAUAAAGUAUAUAUAUAUGUAUGUAUGUAGAUAUAUAUAUAUAUAUAUAUAUAUAUAUAUAUAUAUGAAACCCGCAUGGAAUUAUCUAUAUGAAAUCAAGGUGAGCUGUGGAAAAAUAUAAUUCACCCAGUUUAGUGGGUGUAGGGUACGUGGCCAGACACAGUCACCCGGUUUUUGUUCAUACCAGGGUCAUGCGUUGAGCUACUGACAAACUCAGGCGGAGGUGACCAUGCCCUUCACCAAAGCUGCCUCCCAGUGGCCACCCAGAACUCUCCCUGCUGGACUCACCUGAAGAAGGAGGUUCCAGAAUGGGGUGGGGUCCAGAAAUUGUGUUUGCAAGGUCCAAGGGCCUCGUGGUCUGGCAGCUGAGAUGCUCCUCGGGCUGGCCCAGGUGCUGACCUUGCCACAGGCAGGUGAAUGUCCUUAAAGCUCCAGGCCGAGACGAGAGGGUUUUCCUCAGCCUCCCAUCUCCUCCCCUUCCCAGGAAGUCGUCUUGAUCUCAUGACUAUUAAAAUAUUGCUCUGGUUUUAAGGUCAGUCUCCUGAAUUGGUCAUGUAUAUGAACUGAAGGUAACAGAAGUAUUAAGGGUUUUUUGGAGCGUGUGCGCGUCCGGCGUGCCUGUGGGUGUGUGCUUGGAGGGGAGAGAGUGGGAGGGGGAGGGGAGGGGUUGGAAGGGGAAAGGAAGGAGGGAGAGAAAAAUCUUCAAAGACCAGGGCACACCGAUGGGAGCAAUUUUUUCCCUUCCAGUACGUUUCUGUAGCUUCACAGAGGAGACUGGAACUGACAGGGCCACCUGGCUCUUCCUACUGCGGGACCUCAGAAGAGAAAGGGACCUAGGAUGUUUCCUGCACCCCGGCUCAGGCCCUGAUUCAGAAGGGACCCUGCAGUUUUCCCAGGCUCCUCCUGGUGGGUCAGGCCCCACAGCUUCCUCCUCACAGGUGCCGACUGGUCUGGGUGUUCUCUGUAACUGUUAAAUUCUGUGAUUUCUCAGCUGCAAGCCCUGAGUCUCCAGUGGCUAAAUUCACCUGACUUCUCGACAGGCCAAAUCUCUGCUCCUUGAGUACAGGGACAACUCUUCCUCCCUCCUCCCGGGCCCCCCAUGUGUGAUCGUGUAUUUAAAUGUGUUUUUUUUUAAUGCGACAUUAAAAGAUUCUUCACGUCUUGCUCAGCCUUUGAGAAAAGUUUCAGAUUCUUGUAUUUGCUUGUUUUAUAUAAAAUUAUCUAAUGUUCUUUGUAUGUUUUUUUCUGUACGUAAUAGGGGGAGGGAAGGGAAAUUUACAUAUAAACAGUCCUAGUUCUACAACUUGUUAUUUUUUUAAUUAUUAUUUUUUAUCGUCAUUGUGAAGCUGUUCAGGGGCUUUAAAGUCCGUGUUCCAUUGUGGUGAAAUAACCUCCUAAUAGUUUGAGAAAUUGCCAAGAAGAAGAAAAGCAAAACCCAAGUAGCAGAGCAUGGAUUCUGUGUUGUUUCCCAUUCUGUCUAUUACUGCCUCAUUCAAUAAAUAGUUUAAAAUGUGGCAACAGGAAGUGGAAUGUUCAUCUCUAUAGGAGCACUUGGCCUCUUAGAACUCUUUUGGGGUGGCCUGUUCUGCUUUGUAAAAGGUGCUUGUAACUCAAGCUCGGUGGUCCUUGACUGGUGCUCUGUGGCGUUGUGGAGGCCUGCAAGGAGAGUGCUAGGACAGGGCCAGGGCCUCCUGGCCGGCGCCCACCUCCAGAGCAGCUCCACUGAGUUUGUUUUAUAAACUGCUGUCCUGGGGGUGCAGGGCAGGGAGGGGGUUUGGGAUCUAGUUUGAAAAACCCUAAAGAUAGUUUGAAAACUCUACUCUGGAGUUCUUUAAGGGUUAAUUGCAUUCCACAUUAAAAAUCGGGAUGCGUGAUGGUGCCUGUCCAUCAGGGUUCCCUCCAUGUGAGUGUUGUUCAGUAUUGCAGUGGAUUAUCCUUCUUGAAGCAGAGGCCUCAAGCCAUUAAUUGUUUCCUUAAGUCCUCGCUCCUUGGGUUCUGUCACGGCUCACGUGGCGACCGCCAUCUUUCCAGCCGUGCCUCCUCCCACAGCCCCAGCUUUAGGCCGUUGGUUUUGAACCUCUGUGUUUGUGGCCACUCUGUGCCUCAGCCUAGAAUGACGCCCUCCUUGCUGUUGCCAUCACCCCCUUCCCGGUUGCUGGAUGUUUAGGUCAGUUUCGUGAUAAUGAUUUAAAUGGAUGAAUGGAGAAGACAAGAUGUUUUCCUUGAUGCCUGACAGCGGCUCAGUAAAACCAGCGCCACCUCUCCCUCUUCCUGAACAAACGACACACUGUUGGCUGCUUGCACUAGAGGGUGAACAGAGAGGAUUGACUGCAGCCAAAUCGACCAAACAUCAUUGCCAUCGACCACCCAGGAACAGCGGGUUAUCUAGAGUACCUCCUAAUGGGGCCGGCAUCUCUCUGGAGGUGCCCUACUGCACAGUGCGUUCUGUUUGCCUGGCAAGACCCGGGUGCUGCCUUUUCCACAAGCAUAUGUUGAAAACUGUCUUUGGAGCCGAUGGAGACCUUUGCUUUCAUUGCUGCCUGAGUUACCACCAGCGGCGGCUGCAGGGACCAGGUAGGUAAAAUCGCUAAGUGAAGUGGGAGCUGCUGGGGAGGGGAGGUGCUGCAGAGUGGAGAGAAUCUGUCUAAAGGGAGCAGCCUCUCCUGAGUGCCCAGAGAUUGCCACCAAGUGGAAGGAAUAUGGGCCCUAGAGGCCCCAUCUUCAUAAUUUUCCAGAGACGAUGGGGAAUCCAGAUUGGUGUACGAAUCUCCUGAUGUCAACAAAUCAAAAAUCCUUCACAUAUUCUGCAGGGGGGAAAAAAAAAAGCAAACACCCGUAGACCAGAUCUGGCCCAUGUGUCAGUUUUGUUUAACUUGGUGAAACCCUGCCAUGUGCCAGAUGAGUACAGCCUUGGCAGGUGCCCAUGGGAAACAAGAUGAGAGGAGACAUCUUGUAUGAACGGAUUGCUGCGGCCCAGGGUGAUAAGGUGGCAUCUGGGUGGAGUGUUGUAGCAGAACAAGUUCCCUUGUCUCUUCUUAUCUCCUUCAGGGUCCUCUGCCUAAAGUAGCCUAUCACCAGGUAGCAAAGCUCCAGUGCUCACAGAAACUAAGACUGGGCUAGGAAUUCUUGACUGUACAUCCUACAUCUGAGAAGAUACUGGCGAUGCUGGUGACCACUAGAGUUUUCUGAACUCAGAUGAGUGAGCCGAGAACCAGAAGGGCAGGGAAGAGAAGGGGCUCUCACUCUAAGCUCAGGCUGCCAGUGCACCCUGGACCUCACUCAGACCCAAGCCAGGCUCAUCUUCAACUGCUUCGCAUGUGGAAAAGGGCCUACUCCUGCACUCACCUUCCUCCCUACCUGCAGCCAGUCCCCGUCCCUCCUCCAUAAUGCCCCCAUUAUGUGGGUGUGGCACCGGGGUGGUACCCGGCCUUGGGGUGUCCACACCAAAACUGAAGCUUAAUUAUUGGAAAGAGAGCCCACAUUUCCUCUCUCAUCCCUGCCUCAAUGGGCUGUGGGUCAGGUCAUCAGCCCAAGCCAGCCUGUGGCCUCAGCACAGCUCACCCUCAGAUGCCAGAGUCAAGGACACCCCUCAGUGCACUCCCACCUGGCCUCUGCUGUUUGCUCCUGGUUGGCAACUCUUGAAGAAGAUCCGCUGGGGAUGGUGGAGGGAGCACAGAGGGGCAGGUAGGACUUAAGGACAAGACUCUGAAAUAGCUAGACAGAGUAGGUUCUCCCCACCUGCUAUCCCAUUGCCAGUGCUGCUGGGCCCCUGAGUAAGUCCCCAACUCAUUCUGAAUUUGAGUUUCUCCCUUCUGAAAAUUGCUGGGGUAUUAGCAAAUAUUUAUCAACUACUGGUGUCUUGGGAGUGUAUUUCUACAGAACAGGGAAAUUACCCAUCUGCAGAGGGGGAAACCAGGGUCCCCCUGAGAACCUAGGACUUACCCAGGGCCAUCUUGGGAGGCAAGGACAAGCCUGUGUCCCAAGCCCAUGUCACCAGCCCUGUCCAGAGGCUUUCCUAGCUCUUGUUUAGGAGAACUAUGGCUUGUCUGCAGUUAAAGAGUAUUUAUAUGGUAGCAAUAAUAACAGUUAACGCACAGCCCUUACAAUGUGCCUUGUUCUGUUUUAGAGAUUUACCUAUAGAUUACCUUAAUCUUUACAAAGUACUGUUAUUAUCCCCACUUUACAGAUGAGCAAGCAGGUACAGAGGUUAAGUUGAAAGUAGCU
Panthera uncia (snow leopard) is the source of this 6367-nucleotide messenger RNA. RefSeq names its product nuclear respiratory factor 1 (gene NRF1). Gene Ontology annotation, biological process: regulation of transcription by RNA polymerase II. The record is from RefSeq and is a predicted model, not a curated record. Lineage: Eukaryota; Metazoa; Chordata; Mammalia; Carnivora; Felidae. Gene Ontology annotation, molecular function: RNA polymerase II cis-regulatory region sequence-specific DNA binding; DNA-binding transcription factor activity, RNA polymerase II-specific. The transcript is spliced from 12 exons. The coding region runs from base 120 to 1790 and encodes 556 amino acids. Gene Ontology annotation, cellular component: nucleus.